AGACGCUGCACUGUCAGCUGAUCUGCUGCUUCUGAAGGUACCAACAACAAAGUGCAGCUCAGAGGUGACCGAGCUUUUCCUGUGGCAGCUCCCAGGCUAUGGACUGAUCUUCCUUUGGCCUCUUCACUUGUUGUUUGUUUAACAUAUGUAACGUCCUUCCACCAAGAGGUGUAACAACUAUCAGCUUGUUGGCUAAAGACACAACAAGAGAGUUUAUGAGAAGAUGUCUCACAAAAGAUGGAAACUGCAGAAGACUUUGUGUCAAUAUGUCUCAGAUACUCUCACUUACAUUGUAGCUGUGAGAGAUUUCUGUAAGACGUUCUCUGACUGGAAGAACUGCAGAGAGAAAGAAGUGGAGAAAAUCAGAGACAUCAAAAAAAGGGCUGAUGAGAUUGAUCCGCCUUUCACCAAGUCAGAGGGCAAAGAGACGAGCUCUCAGAAACCUGUGACAACAUUAAAAAUAAAAAGUGUUGCAGAGCUUGAAAAGUUACUUGGUGAAGUGUUGAAAGAAACACUGGAGGGUUUGGAGAAAUUCAACACCUUCUCUAACGCGGUGGAGAAGCUGGCGGUCACAUCUCUGCAGGUUUUCACUGAGAACCAGAUAUUGUUCCUGCCUGAUGGGAUCAGCUUUGCUAAAGUUCAGGAUCUGAUCAAAUCUGCACGACUGACCUGCCCUCUGCUACUGGAGUUCAAACGAGAUCCAACUGCUUUCUUUGUUCCCACAAGACACAAUGUGGAGGUUCUGCUGUACCAGCUGGAAAAACAUGUAAACACCAGCGAGAGAGUAUUUGAAAACCUUUCUGACAGCCUCAGAAUUGACAUUUGGCAGGAAAUGACAGAAGACAUUGCUGUUGAAUGUGAUUUAUCUGAUGAUGACAUGCAAAAAAUGACUGAUCAGGUCAAACAACUUGAUAAAAUCAGGAUGGACGACGACUUUCGGAUGAUGUUUCUGUUCCAGAGGAUCAGCUACUCAGAAUUUAUCAAGAAGUACAAUGAUGAGCUUCCUGAGAUGCUGCAGUUUCUUGAUCAGAUUGAGCAAUGUGCUGUUCAGUUAGACAGAAUGAAUAAGGGAGCAAAGAUCUCCAGUGUGACUGGGAGCUCACUGGGAGCAGUGGGAGGUAUCCUGUCCAUUGUUGGCCUGGCUUUAAUUCCAGUUACAUUUGGUGUGUCUUUGGGGUUGACCAUUACUGGUGCAGCUGUGGGAGGAACCAGUGCAGUGAACAGCUUGGUAACCACUGUAGUACAGGCUGGAGUUAAUCGUAUACAAACACAACAAGCAAAUACAGCCUUUCAAAGAUUCAUGAUUGGUGUUCAGAGAAUCCAGGACUGUCUGGAAGAGGCGGCCAAACCACCAUAUGCUGAAGUUACACAAAGCAGUGAAAAUAUGUUUUACAUGGCAGGAAAGAUUACUGCAAAUGUACGUGGUAUUGAAAAGGCUGCUGACUUCAUUGUUGAUGCAGCUACUGCUGCAAACACAAGUAAAGUUGUAAUACAGGAAGGGAAAGCAUUGUGUAAUGUAUCCAGAAUGGCCUCAGAUGUUCCUGAUAUCGGUCAGGCAGCAGUUAGAGGCUCUCUUGCUCUCACCAAGGGAGCCAGAGUUGGCUUUAUUGCACUCAAUGCCCUCUUCCUUGGCAUGGAUAUCUUGUUCAUCACUAAAGACAGCAUAGCCCUGGCUAAAGGGACAAAGACUAAGGUCUCUAAGUUCCUCAGAGCCAGAUCUGCUCUGUGGCUCUCAGAGAUUGUGGCCUGGAAGAAAAUCUGCAACUCACUGUGUCACAGCAAACUGACCACAGAGGAAAUCAGAGAAAUGCUUGAGAAGCCAUUUUAUCCUGCCUAAGAGCAAUCUGUCUAUUAAUGGGUGCAUGAAUAUUUGCUUUGGGAACUCCCUAAGAGAAAAACUAAAAAACAAAAAUAGUUUCAAUUUGUAACCCAGUUUUUCUACAAGAACGUUAGUUAGACUGUGUUGUGUGAUUAUGUUAGCUUAGAUACAGGUGACUGUUAGUCUCCAUUUCAUAGCAUCUUAUCAAGAUAUUCAUAUUUAACUUGUUUCUGCACCUUUUACCAGACUAAACAGAUGAGUCAGUCAGUAGCAGCCAUAACCUCCACACCAGUAUAGCACCUCCCUG
This is a messenger RNA of Gambusia affinis (western mosquitofish), 2126 nucleotides long. RefSeq lists its product as uncharacterized. The record is from RefSeq and is a predicted model, not a curated record. Lineage: Eukaryota; Metazoa; Chordata; Actinopteri; Cyprinodontiformes; Poeciliidae. Gene Ontology annotation, cellular component: membrane; extracellular region. The transcript has 6 exons. Gene Ontology annotation, biological process: lipoprotein metabolic process; lipid transport. Gene Ontology annotation, molecular function: lipid binding. Bases 224 to 1837 code for a protein of 537 amino acids.